Strongyloides ratti is the source of this 654-nucleotide messenger RNA. RefSeq names its product Ubiquinone biosynthesis protein COQ7 homolog. Gene Ontology annotation, cellular component: mitochondrial inner membrane; nucleus. NCBI's taxonomy places the organism in Eukaryota, Metazoa, Nematoda, Chromadorea, Rhabditida, Strongyloididae. Bases 1 to 654 code for a protein of 217 amino acids. Gene Ontology annotation, biological process: determination of adult lifespan; ubiquinone biosynthetic process; regulation of gene expression. The transcript is spliced from 2 exons. The record is from RefSeq and is a predicted model, not a curated record. Gene Ontology annotation, molecular function: 3-demethoxyubiquinol 3-hydroxylase activity.
AUGCUUGUUUUGAAAAAUUCCUGUAUUAAAAGACAAAUAGUUAAUGGUGUUGUGAUUAGAACAUUUGCCACCAAUGAGUCAUCUACAUCUAAAAAAUCAGCUUUUCAGAGGACUCCACUUUCUGAUGAUGAAAGAAAAAAAUUAAUUCAAAAAAUUUUACGUGUUAAUCAUAUGGGAGAACUUGCUGCUGAUAGAAUUUAUGCCGGUCAAUUGGCUGUUCUUGGCGGUAGUUCUGUUUCUUCUGUAAUUGAACACAUGUGGAGAGAUGAAAAACAUCAUCUUGAUACAUUUGAAAGACUUCUUGAAAAAAAAAAUUUUAAUGCAACAGUAUUUGCUCCAGUCCUCAAUUUAGUGGCAUAUGGUUUAGGAGCUGGUACUGCAAUGAUCUCUAAGGAGGCUGCAAUGGCCUGUACGAUAGCAGUAGAAGAUUUAAUUGUAAAACACUACAAUGAUCAAAUAAAAGAAUUAGUGGCUGAUGAUCCAGUUUUACAUGCUGAUUUAUUAAAAAUAAUAUCAAAAUUUCGAGAUGAAGAAUUAGAACACCAUGAUACUGGAAUUCAACAUGAUGGAUUAAAAGCACCAGGAUAUGAUUUAUUAAAAGGAAUUGUACAAAACGGAUGCAAAGCAGCAAUUUGGCUAUCAGAAAAAAUAUAA